This is a messenger RNA of Paramecium sonneborni, 189 nucleotides long. The record is from the annotation of a GenBank genome assembly. NCBI's taxonomy places the organism in Eukaryota, Ciliophora, Oligohymenophorea, Peniculida, Parameciidae.
AUGAUCGAAGAUGAUACUUUGGAUGUAAACAUUUGGUACAGACAAUAAUUUAAUUCCAAUUAAUCAACAUUAUCUAAUAUAAGUUUAACUCCUAAAUAGAGUGCUCAUAGUAAAUCUCUUUCAAAAAACUUUUCAACCCCAAAUCAUUCAAAGAACUUUUUUUCAUCUAGUCUAAAAACUUAUAGAUGA